Messenger RNA from Lentinula edodes (shiitake mushroom), 573 nucleotides. RefSeq lists its product as uncharacterized. NCBI's taxonomy places the organism in Eukaryota, Fungi, Basidiomycota, Agaricomycetes, Agaricales, Omphalotaceae. The transcript has 2 exons. The record is from RefSeq and is a predicted model, not a curated record. The annotation marks the transcript as partial.
UUGAUUGGCGCAUUGCAGAAAAUCAAAACCAACGAUCACAUAGGCGGGCCUAUGGAAUCAACAAUUAGCAAGAGCUGGGCUCGUACAGCUAACCUCCGCCAUUGGCUUCAUCGCCCGGACUGUCCCCAAGCAAUUAAACAAGUACAGGUCAUCUUCAACAAAUGCUUUGUGCCAGUCAAUGCUCCCAGAUCGACAGAAGAUUUCGUUCAGGCUAAGGGUUCACGUCGUGCAUACGCCCAAUCCGACGGUGUCAAUUUCUCUGGUGUGGAGACACACAUAGGAAAUGCAACCAUCAUCUACCGUUCAGCCGCAAGUGAAAUUCCUAUACCGGGUCAAAUUCAGUUUAUCGAGAAUGCCCCAACCCGUUCUGCACUUCGUCUUCAUGUGCGGGCAUAUCGACAAUUGCCAAAAAAUAUCUAUGACCCAUUUCUCCAAUACCCAUAUCUCCAGUCAGCUACGUACUCAUCUCAGCUUAGUGACACUGAGGAGAUAAUUGGUUUAGACCAUAUUGUCUCUCAUGCUGCUCUGUUUGACUAUUCUCAUAGCAGAUCUGUUUUCGUUAAUCUGUCUAGA